AUGAGCUCUUCUGAUUCAGAAGAGGAAAUGUCAUUAUCUCAAUUACAAUCAAAACCAUCAUCAAAAGAUUCAAGAUCAACAUCAACAACUCCUACCACAAAUGACUCCGAUCAAUCAGAUGAUGAUUUACCAUUGAGUCAAACUUCAAAAAGAAAGAAAAAUUCAAUAGAUUCAGAUGAUGAAGAGUAUGAUGAUGAUACCCCACUAUCUAAAAAGGCUAAAACAAAUAAAAAUGGAUCAGCAAAAAUAAAAAGGGAAACUAAACCAGUUGUAAAAUCAAAAUCUAAUUCAAAACCAAAACCUACAACCUCAAAAGUUACAAAAAAAGAAGUUAAACCCAAAAAGGAAACCAAACCAACUAAACCUAAAAAGGAAGUCAAAAAGGAAAAACCACCUGCAAAAGAUAAAGAAGAAUCAGCGCCAGUAGAUGGGGAUGAUGAAGAAGAUGAAGGAUACAAAUGGUGGGAAGCACAAGACGAACAUGAUGGAGAAAUCAAAUGGACGUCAUUAGAACAUAAUGGUGUAAUGUUUCCACCUCCUUAUGAACCACUUCCUUCAUAUGUUAAAUUAUAUUAUGAUGGAAAACCAGUAAAUUUACCAAAAGAAGCAGAAGAAGUUGCAGGUUUUUAUGGAGCGAUGAUUGAAACUGAUCAUGCUAAAAAUCCAGUUUUUCAAAAAAAUUUCUUUACAGAUUUUAAACAAGUUAUAAAAGAAUGUGGAGGAUUAGGAGAUGUUAAAAUUACAGAUUUCAAUAAAUUAGAUUUUUCUAAAAUGCAUGCAUAUUUUGAAAAACAAAGAGAAGAAAAAAAAUCAAUGUCAAAAGAUGAAAAAAAAAGAAUAAAAGAAGAAAAAGAAAAAAUUGAAGAACCUUUUAAAACUUGUUUAUUAAAUGGUAGAAAAGAAUUAGUUGGAAAUUUUAGAAUUGAACCUCCUGGAUUAUUUAGAGGUCGUGGUGCACAUCCUAAAACUGGUAAAUUAAAAAGAAGAGUAGUUCCUGAACAAGUUACUUUAAAUUUAAGUGCUAAUGUACCAGUACCUCCUCCACCACCUGGUCAUCAAUGGGCAGAAGUAAGACAUGAUAAUGAAGUUACUUGGUUAGCAAUGUGGAAAGAAAAUAUUGCGGAUUCUUUUAAAUAUGUUAGAUUUGCAGCAAAUUCAUCAGUUAAAGGUCAAUCAGAUUUUAAAAAAUUUGAAACUGCAAGACAAUUAAGACAUCAUGUAGAUGCUAUAAGAAAAGAUUAUACAAAAAUGUUAAAAUCUGAAAAAAUGCAAGAUCGUCAAAUGGCUACUGCAAUGUAUUUAAUUGAUGUUUAUGCUUUAAGAGCUGGUGGUGAAAAGGGAGAUGAUGAAGCUGAUACUGUUGGUUGUUGUUCCUUAAGAUUUGAACAUAUUACUUUAAAAAAACCAGAUAAUGUUAUAUUUGAUUUUUUAGGUAAAGAUUCAAUUAGAUUUUAUCAAGAAGUUAAAGUUUCAAAAGAAGUAUUUAAAAAUUUGAAAAUUUUCAAAAAGGCACCAAAACAACCAGGUGAUGAUUUAUUUGAUCGUAUUAAUCCAUCAAUGGUAAAUAAACAAUUACAAAAUUAUAUGAAAGGUUUAACAGCAAAAGUUUUUCGUACUUAUAAUGCUUCUAAAACUAUGCAAGAUCAAUUAGAUACAAUUACAAAUGAAGGUACAGUAGCUGAAAAAGUUGUUAAAUUUAAUGCUGCUAAUAGAACAGUUGCUAUAUUAUGUAAUCAUCAACGUACAGUUAGUAAAACACAUGGAAAUACAAUUCAAAAAAUUAAUGAUAAAUUAAAAGAAUUUUUAUGGCAAAAAAUUAGAUUAAAAAAAAUGAUUUUACAAUUAGAUCCAAAAUUACAAAAAAAAGAUCCAAAAUAUUUUGAAGAAAUUGAAGAUUUAACAAAUGAAGAUAUUGAAUCUAUACAUGAGUCAAUAAUUGAAAGACAAAAAGAACAAGCAUUUAAAAAAUUAGAUAGAGAUAAUGAAAAAUUAAAAUUAGAAAAAAAACCAUUAUUGAAAAAAUCAGAUAUAAAAGAUAAACUAACAAAGAUUGAAGAAUUAGCAAAAGAAUAUAAAAAAGAAUUAAAAACUGGAAAAUUUGAAAUAAAUCCAUCAAAAACUACCGUUGAAAAAUUAAAAUUACAAAUUGAAAAUAUUGAAAAUAAAAUUACAACUACAUCAUUAUCAUUAAAAGAUAAAGAAGAUAAUUCAGAAGUUUCUUUAGGUACUUCAAAAAUGAAUUAUAUUGAUCCAAGAUUAACAGUUAUGUUUUCAAAAAAAUUUAAUGUUCCAAUUGAAAAAUUAUUUACUAAAACUUUAAGAGAUAAAUUUAAAUGGGCUAUUGAAUCUGCUGAUGAAAAUUGGAGAUUCUAA
This is a messenger RNA of Lodderomyces pseudojiufengensis, 2373 nucleotides long. RefSeq names its product DNA topoisomerase 1 (gene TOP1). The coding region runs from base 1 to 2373 and encodes 790 amino acids. The record is from RefSeq and is a predicted model, not a curated record. The transcript has a single exon. Gene Ontology annotation, molecular function: DNA topoisomerase type I (single strand cut, ATP-independent) activity; DNA binding. Gene Ontology annotation, biological process: DNA topological change; DNA replication; chromosome segregation. Gene Ontology annotation, cellular component: nucleolus; chromosome. NCBI's taxonomy places the organism in Eukaryota, Fungi, Ascomycota, Pichiomycetes, Serinales, Debaryomycetaceae.